Entrophospora sp. SA101 is the source of this 1734-nucleotide messenger RNA. Lineage: Eukaryota; Fungi; Glomeromycota; Glomeromycetes; Entrophosporales; Entrophosporaceae. The record is from the annotation of a GenBank genome assembly.
AUGGAAAAAGGAAUUUUUUUCAAAGUUUUAAUUUUGAAUGUGAUAUUGCAAAUUUCUAUAGCUUCAAUUUGUAAACUCUUUAAUUAUGAUAAUAUUGAUGAAUUAUGGGAUUUGACAAUUAUUCAUACAAAUGACGUUCACUCCAGAUACGAACAGAUAAAUGAUGCUUCAACUGAUUGUACUAAAGAGCAAGAAAUGAAACUCAAAUGUUAUGGAGGAAUUGCAAGGCAGAAAACUGUCAUUGAUAAUCUAAGGAAGCAAAAUAAAAACAGUUUAUUAUUAGAUGGUGGUGAUCAAUUCCAAGGGAAUUUAUUCUUUACUUAUUAUGAUGGACUCGUUAAUUCAAAAGCCAUGAAUUUACUUGGAUACAAUGUUACAGGAAUUGGUAAUCAUGAAUUUGACAGAGGACCAAAAAUUCUUGCAGAACAUCACUCCAGAUUAAACUUUCCAGUUGUUUGUUCUAAUGUUAACGCAACAUUAAAUCCAAAUUUUGCUAAAAAUAUUAAACCAUAUCAUAUUUUUGAAGAAUACAAUCUGGCUGUUAUAGGCUAUAUAACUGACACGGCUGGUGGUAUUUCUAAUUCAGGUUCAACUUUGGAAUUUUAUAAUCCAAUUCCAAUCGUACAGCAUUAUGUUGACGAGCUGAGAUCAAAAGGAAUUAAACGAAUUUUGACAGUGUCACACAAUGGCUAUGUUCCUGAUAAAGAAUUAGCUGCAAAAACUCAUGGCGUUGCAGUACAUAUUGGUGGUCAUAGUCACACAUUAUUAUUAAAUGACACAACAUCGAAAGAUUAUGCCUAUGCGCAAGGCCCAUAUCCAACCUUAAUUAAGAAUGCCAAAGGUGAAGAUACAUUGGUUGUUCAAGCAUAUUGGUCUGGUAAAUACAUGGGACAUCUCGAUGUUUCAUUGGAUAAAGAAGGUAGAGUAAAAAGUUAUUCAGGUGCUCCAAUUCUGCUCAAUCAAUCAAUACCUCAAGAUCCCAAUCUCGACAAGUUGGUAAAGGAAUGGAAGCUACCAUUUGAAAAUUAUACCAAAACUGUGAUUGGCCGAGCUGAAAGUGCUUUUGAUCAAAAAGCUUGUCAAUUGAAAGAAUGUGAGAUGGGAAAUUUGUUGACUGAUUCUAUGCUUUGGGCCAGAAAAGAUGUUCCGUUUGCCUUUGUUAACUCUGGUAGUAUCAGAUCAGGUCUAUCAAAAGGUAAUAUAACAAUAGAAUAUGUUAAAACCAUUUUACCAUUUGGUAAUUCAUUGGUUGAAAUUGAUGUCACUGGUCAAAAUAUAACUGAUAUGUUGGAAAGCGCUGCCAGCAGACUUCGAAAUAUAAUAAGCAAUAAACCAGUGACAAGUUUCAUACAAGUUAGUGGACUUAAAUUUAAAUACGAUUCCUCCAAGAAAGUUUAUGAAAGAAUUUUGGAGGUAAAAAUCAGAAAUCCAAACAACAAUGAUAAUUAUGAAGAUUUGGAUUUAAAUAAAACUUAUAAAGCUCUGACACUUGACUUUAUAGCUAAUACAGGAGAUGGAUUGCUUCCUUACCCAACUAAAACAAUUGAACUCGAAGCCAUUGAUUCUACAUUGCAAAAUUAUAUAUCAAAAUCAAAAGUAAUUAAACCAUUCAUCGAAGAUCGUAUAAUAGAUGUAGCUCAAAAGCUUCAAUUAGUUGAAAAUCAAUUAUCAAUUCACGAACCAAUUCAUUUCGGAUACACAAAAUACUCUCCACAAGAAGCAAAUCAACAAUAG